This is a messenger RNA of Schizophyllum commune H4-8, 1631 nucleotides long. RefSeq lists its product as uncharacterized. Lineage: Eukaryota; Fungi; Basidiomycota; Agaricomycetes; Agaricales; Schizophyllaceae. The record is from RefSeq and is a predicted model, not a curated record. The transcript has 2 exons. Bases 181 to 1572 code for a protein of 463 amino acids.
UGUGCAUAUAGACGAUUGGGGGCGCAUAUAUACGGUGGGGAGGGGAGAGGGGGGUGGUGGGGAGGGAGGGAGAGGGGAGGUUGUGUGUGUAGGAGGGGGGUGGCGCGUAUCGAUGGGGCGCCGAAUGGAGCGCGUAUACACGGUGGAUGGGGCGCGUAUGCACGUGGACGACGGGCGCGUAUGCACGGUGGAGAAGGAGGCGUAUGCACGUGCGAGGGGAAGGGUGGCGAAGGGUGGAGGACGCGCUCGCUUGCACCGACAGGAAGACGCUCACGCACACCGAUGGGAAGACGCUCGCCCGUGCUCACGCAGGGGGGAGAGGUGGGGAGAGGGCGAGGGGGUGGCGAAGGGUGCGAGGGGAAGGGUGGAGAGGGGAGAGGAGGGCGAAGGGGUGGAGAGUGCGAGGGAGAGGGUGGGAUGCGUGUAUACGGUGGAGGAGGGGGCGGCCCGCCCGACGGUGGAGGACGGGCGCGUCUGACGAGAGACGGAGAGCUGCGCCCAUCGACGUUGUGGAGGGCUCGCGCCCCGCCCGACGAGCGAGGAAGAUCUGCGCCCCGCGCGAUGAGCGAGGGAGAGCUCGCUCACAGCGCCAGGAGGACGCUCGCUCACGCCGAUGGGAAGACGCGCGCACGCCGCCAGGAAGACGCUCGCACCGACGAGCGAGGAAGACGCUCACGCCGACAGGAAGACGCACGCAAUGGGGGGGAGAAGACGCUCUCACCGACGAGCGAGGAAGACGCGCGCGCACGCCGACGAUGGAGGAGCUGCGCCCCGACCGACGAGCGAGGAAGACGCUUACCCCGACGAGCGAGGAAGACGCGCUCACUCACGCCGACGUCACGCUCACGCCGGUGGGAAGACGCUUGCUCACAGCGGCAGGAAGACGCUCGCUCACGCCGACAGGAAGACACCCGCUCACACCGACGAGCGAGGAAGACGCGUCCCGCCCGACGGUGCAGGAAGACGCACACACGCUCACGCAGGGAGACGCACACGCCGACGAGCGAGGAAGACGCGCGCUCGUGCUCACUCAGGAAGACGCUUGAGAGCGGUCACGCAGGAAGGCACGCUCACGUCGAUAGGGAUCGAGGUGCGUGGACGGAGGGGAUCGAGGGAAGAGGAGGGGUGGAAGGUGCGAGGGGAGGGUGGGGGAGUUGUGGAAGGAGGACGAGGGGGGCGGAGGAGGGCGGAGGAGGGUGUGUGGUGCGACGGCGGAUGGUGGCGAAGGAGGGAAAGGGGAGUGGAAUGAUGGGGUGGGGCGAGGGUGGAUGGGGCGAGGGAGGUGGGGGAAGAGGGGGGGCGAGGAGAAAGGUGGCGAAUCCGGACGCAGCAGCCCGAGGGUGCCGACGAAUGGUGCGAGGGAGGAGGAGGAGGCGAGGGCGCACCGACGGAUGGGGCGAAUCCGAGGGCGCACCGGCGAAUCCGUGCGUGCUGGUGGAUGGGGCGAGGAGGGAAGAGGGGGGUGGAAGGCGAUGGGGGUGGAGGGAAAGGAGGGAGUGCGAGGGUGAGGGUGGUGUGGGAGUGAAUGAGGCUAGGAGAGGGGUGGAGGGGAAGGGGGGAGGGGAAGGGUAGACGUGGGGAGAAAGGGUAGACAUUGGGGAGGAAGGGUAGACAUUGGGGAUGCCGUGGCC